Messenger RNA from Lathyrus oleraceus (garden pea), 4346 nucleotides. RefSeq lists its product as uncharacterized. Gene Ontology annotation, molecular function: zinc ion binding; nucleic acid binding. The transcript is spliced from 3 exons. The record is from RefSeq and is a predicted model, not a curated record. NCBI's taxonomy places the organism in Eukaryota, Viridiplantae, Streptophyta, Magnoliopsida, Fabales, Fabaceae. The coding region runs from base 2759 to 4039 and encodes 426 amino acids.
AAUCUUGUUUAAUUUAGUAUAUUUGGUUUAAUUAGGAUUUAGAAGUUUAAUUAGGACCUAGGAUCAAUUAGUGUAAUUUUUUAUUAGAUUAGGAAGCAGAAAUUAAUUGAGACUUUUUUAAUUGGAUUUACUAGAUUUUGGAAAUCGUUAUGUUUUAGAAUUCUAGUUUAGCUAGAUAAUAGAAAUCAAUUAGACAAUUAGACGAUUUUCUAGAAUUUUAGGAUUUUAGGAUACGUUAGAUAUGAUUGUUUUUAUUGAUUUUAAUGGUUAGAAAAUUAAUUUAAUAUCAAUAUUUUAUGAUAUGACCAUUUUACCCCUAAUGGGUUAUUGUGGUAUUUUGACCAUAUAAUUGCAUGUUCCCUUAGGACCUUUUGACACUAAACAUUAACUAACUAUAACAUGAUCCCCUAGGAUAGAUUGAUUCAACUUUAACCAUAGAUUAGGUUUUAACCUAAUUCCUUAAAUUAAAUCAAACCCUCUGAUUCAAAUUGAUCAAAAGUUAUUUUGAUUAAUUAAAUCCUUUGAUAUUGUAUAAUCCCACGGUCUAAUUUGAGUGACCAAAAGACUCUUGGUCACUUAAUAAGACUUUCUCUAUAAGCUGUGGAGCUCAAGGCCUCAAGUCAGAUUCUCAAUCAAGGCAUCCUCAGUCAUACCAAGCAGCAGAUAAUACAAGGCACAUCAAAGGUGGCAUCUUCAGGAGCUUGUCAAAUCAAAUCUAGAAUUGUGUGGCAUGGGCCUUUAGUAAUAGAUAAGGAAUGGGACUGGAGAAUUCCUACCCCCAUUCUGAAUAGUUUUGGGUAUAGGAUGAAUGACCCAUUGCUCAUCGUAUUCACCUCUACUCAUAAACUUUAGCACAAUUCAAAUCACAUGACCGACAAGUCUCCCUUUACAAAGCAUUAGUACAACAAGCAAAAGACUACACCAUUAACUCAUCAAUCAUAAUUCAAAGUGUGUGGCACGAGCCUUAAGCAAUAGAGAAAGGAUGAUAAUGGAGCUUUCCUACACUCAUUUUAGAUAUCUUUGGAUGUGGGACGUUUGGCCCGUGGCUCAUCAUAUUCACCUUUAUUCAUAGACUUUAGCAUAAUUUGAAUUACAUGAUUGUCGAGUCUCCUUCUACAACCAGUGGCACAACAUCAAUAAGAUCAACACGAAGGAUCUCUUGUUAGCAACUUGUUAAUUUUGAUUUGAGUUGCACGCUAUGAGCCUUAAGAAACAUAGAAUGAUGAGAGUGGGGAAUUCCUAUCCUUGUCUAGAAUAUUCUUGGGUACGGGACGAAUGACCCAGUUGCUCAAGGUAUUCGCCUUUGCUCAUAGACUUUGGUGCAACUUGAUUGACAAGUCUUCAAACAAGCAUUAAUCAUUCAACACUUCAAUAGUGAAGCAUCAUUGCACAUCAAUCCUCCUUCAGUAUCAAACUCUCCUCCUGGAUGUUCAUAGAUUUCUUGGGAUCAGUAUCUUGGGGUCACAUACCCGUUUCUCAAUCAAUUGCUUCAGGAAUUGCCUAUCAGUUUAGACUAUGGCGUACUUCACUGCUUGCCUUCAAGGUGCAGACUUUGUCAACUGCUUUUAGCCUAUGGAGUUCAGACUCUGACUUUAUUCCUCUGCCUAUAAGGUACAUACCUUGGCAUUCAGCCCAUGGAAUUCAGACUCUGGCAACCUGUGACAGUGACUUGAAGUUCAGAUUGAUAUUAUAUCUCAUUUAUCCCUUUUGAGUUUAAACUCUGGAAAUCCAUUCCUUGCCUUGCACUUAGUUCAGACUAUAACAUUCAUCCUAUCUUGCCCUGUGGAGUUCAGACUCUGGCUAUAUCUCAUUUGUCCUUGUGGUUGAUUAUCAUCAUUGGUUAAUGUCACUCUUGCAUGUUAAAACAAUAUGUUGUGCCUCUACGUAAUCCUAUCAAAUUCUCUCUUUGUUUUCAGUCGUAGUAGGCUGAAUUAUGAUUGUUAUGAUUUUCUCAUUGUACGAUAAAAAUACGUAGGCACGAGGGUUCGAAUCCUCCGCAAGCAUACUUAUUUAUUAUUCCUGCCUUAGGGCAUUUAUUCCGUUCAUCUCCAUGAUUCAUUCAUAUUCUACCUUCAUUCACUCUAUGUGAUAUAUCAUCUAUCUUUGAGCCAAGUACACUAUCACUUUGUGUUCCAUCUUGAGUCACCUUGUGAACCAAGAGCUGUUUGGAUUGUCCUCGAACACUUAAUUCCUAGACAGUCCGCAUAUCGGUUAAUGCCAGUUUUACAAAUUAAUCUUUUACCUUCACUUCCGUUACUCUAUUUGAUCUCUUCCAUUAACAAUUUUUAUUAAUUUUAUUCUUCGUAAUGUUAAACUUUUAUGUGCUAGUUUGUCUUGUUUUAUAUUGUAAUUCAAUUCCAUUUAUCAUAAAUAAAUAAAAAUUAUUUAUUACGAAUGUGCUAGUUUGUUUCAUAUAAAAUAAUGAGUAUUUAUUAUGAAAACAGUAUAAAACAAACUAAAAUACUUAAUCAUGAAAAUAGGUGAUUACGAAUGGGAUUGACUUUAUGCAGACACGUCAUUCCCCUGUGUCUCACUCUAUAUAUUUAUGAUACGUUUUUGUAGUAAAAUCAGAAACGCUUUCUCAUAGGUUAGAGCGUUUCUUUCCUCCUGUUUCAUAGUAAUUUUUAAACAACUCCCUUUAGGUUUCCUCAAAUACACCUAAAACAGAGUUCUGCCUGCCCUCUGCUUUUGCUUCAUAUGGCGUGACUUUUAUUCCCCAAACCACACUCUUUUUCCUUUUGCUUUUUCAAUUUCUUCAAUGGAAUUCAAAUUCCGUGCCGUCGACAAUAAAGAACCACCAACUACGUCGUUGCAUUCUCUCCCUGAUCGAUCACUUCAGAUGGAAGGAAGUUUUUCUGGCUUCCGAAUGCCAUUAUCCGGCGAGGCGGCAUUGCGACGGGAGAUUGAGAAAGAGCUAAUCCGUAGAGAAAUUUUGCGGCGAAGUGAGUUGGAGGAGGAAGUGAGAAGGGAGCUUGCAAUGGAGAAAGAAUUCGGGAUUUCAAUACAGAGGCCACUCAUGAGUAUUCAGGGACUAAUGUCUCAUUGGUCGAAUUCAUCUGUGAUGAACCCUGCUGCUGAACCACCGUCAAUUUUGCCGCCUGCCGAAAUCAACCCUUCUCCGGAGAUCAGUGACAAGGGCAAAGUUAUAGUGUUGGCUAAGCCGGAUCCCAAUCUCUUUAAUGCAAAGCGAAAAGCAACGACACCUCUUGUUUCUGAAAUUGAACCUCUUGCAUUUAGUUCAAAGAAAAAAUCGAAGGAGGAGUGGAGUUGUGCACUGUGUGAAAUUAAGGCCACGAGUGAGAGUGGCUUGAAUGCUCAUUUGAACGGUAAGAAGCACAAGGCCAGAGAAGCAAGACAGAACAGGAAGAUUGCUAAGAGAAACAAAAAAAGUAGGGAUAAUGUGAUGGUUGCUGAAACAGAUGUUACUACCACAAAGUUAUUGGUUGAUGCAGAAAAAGAUCAACAGCUUCUUCAACCUUGCACAACCUUGGAAGUCAUGAAUGAGACUGCUGUUGAUAAGGGUGUCGAAGAAAGCAAAAGAGAGGAGCAGCUUGCGAAGACGGUGGCUGAUAAUGAUGCAAGUGCAACAGAAUCAAAAAAUGAGAAGUUUGUGGCGAUGAUGGUCGGUAAAAAUGAGGAGCAACUUGGGGAAACAGUUGCUGAUAACGGUGGAAGUGUAAUAAAAUCCACAAAUGAGGAUAAGCUCGUGGAGAUGAUGAUCGGUAAUGAUAUUAUAAAAUUUGAAAAUGGGGGGCUAGUUGCGGAGAAAAGCCAAAAUGUAGGUUCUUUGGAGAGUAAAAGAGAUGCUGCAAUGGAUGAAGCGGAGAAGAUAAGUGCAUUAACAAAAAGGAGAAAAGUUGAACCUUUGUGGUGUGAAAUUUGUGAAAUUAGCACUUUCUCAAAAGCUGUGAUGGAAGGUCAUGUGAAAGGGAAAAAACACAUAAAGAAAAUGAACAAGUUUGGACAAAACAAUGUAAGUCCCCCAUCCACAUCUUCUGUAUCACAAAAAGCUCCUCCUAUGUUGAUCAAAGAUGCAUAAACUGUCAGCAACGAAACAAGCUAAAGGGAGAACCAACACUAAGAAAUAAGUGUUUUUUUUUAAUUUAGAUUAAGUACGUCAUCAUAGUAGCUGAAUCAAGAGGAGUUAGAACUUAUGAAGGAUUAUUAGCAUUUGCAGCUUAGGCAUGAUUUGGUUCAUAUUUUAAUGUGUUUUAUUUUUUUAUGUAAUGUAAUGGAUAGCAUUAUUAAUUUCUUGCAACUCCAUAUUUUUAAAACUAACUUGCAAACAUUUUGAAUGUGUUUUAUUUUUGAUGUAAUGUAAUGGAGAGCAUUACCUCAGGAAUUCA